CCUCGGGGCUGUGGGCUCCAUCCCCCUUGUGCCACCCCCAUAAGCGGCCUCCUCAUAACAAGGUAAACUGAGGCAGGCGCUCAGAGGAGAAAGGGGAAGACCAUGCUCCAUGCCAGGCACUGGCAGAGCACUGAGCAGCCGGGGCACGUGCUGGGCUGGCACGUGCCUUCGACCCCCCGGCCUCCUUGCAGCUCGGGCGGAGGUGGCCCUGGGUGCCAGGGGAGGGUGUUGGCAGGGGCCGGGAGCAGGUUGGGAAACCUGCACCUCUUCCUGUUGCUCAGCCGCUCUCCCGCCCAGCUGCCGGCUCUGAUGUCCUCACCCUGCCGCAAUCCUGGGGCCCAGGGAGGACGUGAGUCAUCGCGGCACGGGGCUCCCCUACCUAGGCUUUGCCCAGGCCAGAGGUCAUGGACCUGCCCAGGAUAGAUGCCAGGUCCAGCCUGACCCCCGGCACCGGCCUGGCAGCUGGGACACAGAGAGAGGGUCCUGGCUGGAGCGGGCAGGAGCUGAGUGGACAAUUUGGCCCCGCUUCCAUCCUUGGCUCGUCACGGCCAGAUCCGGCUGGGGACACAGCCCCAACCCUUUGCAUCUCUCCAGGUGCCAGGCACCAACAACAGGGGCUUGAUUGCCCCCUGCCCUGUCCCGGGUUCGAGGAGAGGGUGCCGGGAGGGGCUGCAGGGCGCUGAGGUUUGGUGCACGUGGCCCAGCACCGGGGCGUGAACGCCGGCCCCACCUGUGCGACUCCCGCACGCCCGGGCGGCUCCUCCAGGCCCGUGACUCAGUGCCGGGGAAGCGGAGGUGCGGCCGGCGCGCGAGCAGAGGCGUCGCUGUGCUCCGGGGGAACCGGGCUGCGCUCCGGCACCGGGUGCCCCCAGGACUCCCGGUCCCCGGGACAGGACCCCUCAGCCCUGGCUGCAGGGGAUGAACCGAACGUUGGGGAUGGGCGAGCUGUCGAACGCGGACCUCCAGGACCUACUGGGGAACUACAGCUAUGAUUACUACGGCUACGGCACUGGCUUGCCCGACCUGAAUUUGGUGUUCUCCAGCCCCUGCCGGCCGGAGGUCUCGGAGGCCAACAAGUACAUGGUGGCCGUCACCUACUGCCUGGUCUUCCUGCUGAGUGUGGUGGGCAACGCGCUGGUGGUGCUGGUGGUGUCCUCCAACCGGACCGGGCGCUCGGUCACCGACGUCUACCUGCUGCACCUGGCCGUGGCUGACCUGCUCUUCGCCCUGUCUCUGCCACUCUGGGCCGUGUACCGGGUUCAUGAGUGGAUCUUCGGGACCUUCAUGUGCAAAGCUGUGUCGGCACUCCAGGAGGUCAACUUCUACAGUGGCAUCCUGCUGCUGGCCUGCAUCAGCGUGGACCGGUACCUGGCCAUCGUGCAUGCCACGCGGGCGGCCACGAACAAGCGGCACUGGGUGGUGCCCAUGUGUAUCACCAUCUGGAUCCUGUCACUGCUGCUCUCGUUGCCCGUCUUCCUCUUCCGCGAGGCUUUCCGGGUGCCCAAUGGCACCACCGUGUGCUACGAGCAGAUCGGCCAGGACACGGCGCGCAUACGUGUGGUUCUGCGCAUCUUGCCCCAGACCUUCGGCUUCAUGCUGCCCUUGCUGAUCAUGCUCUUCUGCUACGGCGUCACCGUGCACACGCUGUGCCAGACGCGCAACGCGCAGCGGCAGCGGGCCAUGCGGGUCAUCCUGGCCGUGGUGCUGGUCUUCCUCGUGUGCUGGCUGCCCUACCACCUCACACUGCUGGCCGACACACUUAUGCGCCUGGGGUCCCUGAGCGAGACGUGCCAGCGCCGGGGCCAGAUCGACACGGCCCUCUCGGCCACGCAGAUCCUGGGCUUCUCGCACAGCUGCCUCAACCCCGUCAUCUACGCCUUCAUCGGCCACAAGUUCCGUGCCAACUUCCUCAAGAUCCUGGCGCAGCGUGGCCUGCUCAGCAAAGAGACCGCGGCCCGCUACGGCCGUGGCGGCUCCUUCGCCUCCUCCUCCGCCAACACCUCCACCACGCUCUGAGCCCCUGGCUGUGCCCUCCUCAGCCGGGCAGCACCCCCUGCCUCCGGCUCCUGGACUCCAGGCACCGGCUUUGGCUGCCCGUGGUCCCCGAUUCCCUCCUGCCUGCUGUGGCCGGGGUCCCUCGUGUCCCUGCCACCUGCUGUGCAGUGACCCGUGGCCUUGGACUUGGAUGUAUGCAGCUGCAACCCUCCCUCCCCACCCCCCUGCAGCCUAGGGGGGCCUUGGGAGCUCCGGGGAGAAGUCCCGGGUGGCAUGGGGGAUGCCCGCGGUGACCAGGACAGGAGCGCGGCACAGGGUGGAUUCACAGCAACUGCUCCCGCAGCUUGAAACAUGCAUGUGCAUGGAUGUAGCAGGGUGCACAUGUAUGGGAUGAGCGUGUGUGCACGUGUAUUUGUGUGUGCAUGGAUGGAUGUGGGGUGCGUGUAUGUGUGUGCGCUUGUUUGUGGGGGGUGCACACAGAUGUGAGUGUGCAUGCAUGUAUUGUGUGCAUGUGUCUGUGUCUGUGGGGGACUUUACGUGGAUGUGAUGGUGCGCGUGUGAUCAUGUAUGGUGUGUAUAUGGGGCUGUUUACAUGGAUGUGGGGCUGCAUGUGUGUGUGCGUGCAUGCUGGUGUGUGGGGGCUGUAUGUGGAUGUGAGGGUGCAUGCAUGUGUUGUGUGCACGCGUGUGCAUAUAUGUGGGGGCUGUACAUGGAUGUGGUGCUGUGAGUGUGUGCAUUCUUUGUGUGCAGGUGUGUGCUUGUAUGCAGGGGCCUAUACAUGGAUGUUGGGUGUGUGUGUGUGCACAUGUAUUGUGUGAGUGCAUGUGCAUAUAGGUUGAGGCUGUACAUGGAUGCAGGGCUGCAUGUGUGCACAUAUAUUGUGUGUAUAUCUAUGGGGGCUGUACAUGGAUGUGGGGGCGGAUGUGUGUGCAUGUAUUGUGUCCAUGUGUGUGCUUGUGUGUGGGAGGCUGUGUAGAGCAUAUAGAUGCUGGGCUGCUUGUGUAUAUCCAUGUGUGUGCUUGUACGCGGGGGGUAGUCCAUGGCGGUGGGGGGCACAUGCCUGCAUUGGGUCCAUGCGUGUGCAUAGCUGUGGGGGCUGUACAUGGCUGUGGGGCUGUGUGUGUGCACUCGCUGCGUGUGCCUAUAUGUGGGGGGGGAUGCUGGGUGUGUGUGCACACGCAAAUAAACAAGCCUUUGCCUGGAGCGUGGCCAGGUCCCCUAA
Molecule: messenger RNA, 3217 nt
Organism: Alligator mississippiensis (American alligator)
Lineage: Eukaryota; Metazoa; Chordata; Crocodylia; Alligatoridae
Gene: CXCR1
Product: C-X-C motif chemokine receptor 1
Exons: 2
Coding region: 919-2016 (365 amino acids)
Biological process (GO): neutrophil chemotaxis; G protein-coupled receptor signaling pathway; immune response
Cellular component (GO): membrane
Molecular function (GO): C-X-C chemokine receptor activity
Source: RefSeq, a predicted model, not a curated record